AACUAGGACAGUCCAAAUCCGAUGAAUGUCCAGCCCAACGUGAAAAUUUUUUCCCGGCGGUUCGUCUUGGCAGUUGAAGACGUUGAGAUUCGAGUAAUCGACAGCCCACCGCCACAGCUCUAGGGCUUUCUCCAUAUCCUCCACCCAAAAAAUCGGAAAAAGUUCAGUCACUGAAGCCGAUAAAAAUGGUUGGUACGUCAAGUUUCCAUCGAAAUUUCGUUUGAGCUGAUCUCGUCGCUUCCGCUGACGAUCAACUGUUUGCUUGUUUAUAUUUAUAAAAUGGCUUGUCCAGGGCCGCAACCCGAGAGAGAAGAGAAAGUAUCCUUGGACCUCACCGAAGAAAUCCUUCAAAGCAUGGAAAUCGGCAUGGUUUUCAAAGAUUAUAGCGGUAGAAUCAGUUCGAUGGAUUUCCACAGAACAUCGAAUUAUUUAGUAACUGCUAGUGAAGAUGAAUCCAUCCGCCUUUAUGAUGUUUCCAGUGCUACAUGUUUGAAAACAAUAAAUAGCAAAAAGUAUGGGGUUGAUCUAGUUUGCUUUACUUCGCAUCCAACAACAGUUAUUUACUCUUCAAAGAAUGGUUGGGAUGAAUCAUUGCGACAUCUCUCCUUGCAUGAUAACAAGUACUUGCGGUAUUUUAAAGGACACCACGACAGAGUUGUUUCACUUAGCCUUUGCUCACGCAAUGAAUGCUUCAUCUCUGGUUCUCUUGAUCGAACUGUUCUGCUUUGGGAUCAACGAGCAGAGAAAUGUCAGGGUCUUUUACGCGUGCAAGGAAGGCCUGCCAUAGCUUAUGAUGAUCAAGGACUAGUCUUUGCUGUUGCCUUUGGAGGAUACAUCAGAAUGUUUGAUGCUCGCAAGUUUGAAAAGGGUCCUUUUGAAAUCUUUUCUGUUGGGGGAGAUGUAUCUGAUGCUAAUGUUGUAAAGUUCAGCAACGAUGGACGACUCAUGCUUUUGACAACUAUGAAUGGACGUAUUCAUGUGCUUGAUUCAUUUCGUGGCACACUUUUAUCCACAUACAAUGUCAAGCCAGUGUCUAGCAAUUCCACAUUGGAGGCAUCUUUCAGCCCUGAGGGAAUGUUUGUUAUAUCAGGUUCAGGUGAUGGUCGUGCAUAUGCUUGGAGUGUAAGGAGUGGGAAAGAAGUUGCAAGUUGGAUGAUGAAUGGUGAACCUUCUGUAUUAAAUUGGAAUUGGAUGAGCACUGAUACUGAGCCUCCUGUCAUUAAGUGGGCUCCUGGGAAUCUUAUGUUUGUAACUGGGUCUACUGAGCUGUCAUUUUGGAUUCCGGAUCUGUCUAAAUUGGCAGCUUAUGUAGGAAGGAAGUAGGGCUGUGGUUGCUCCCUGAUUAUAAUUUCAAGCAGUAUUUGUAAGGUUCAUCUUUUUUACUGGUAGAAAAUUUGGUGCAAAUGUUCGUAUCUCUGUUGCUUCAGCCCCAUACAUCUGUUAAAUCUUUUAACGGGCAGAGACAUUCCCCUAACUGACGCAAUAGCAAGGUAACUAUGCUCUGUUUAUAUAAGUUAGUCUUACUAGUCCAUGAAACUAUUUGUUGAGAGGUUGUAGAUGCUCCAGUGCUAACUUUCCUCCGUUGGAAAAAUCUAAGAAUGAGAACAGCUUGUAAUUUAGGUAUAAAAACUUUCUUUGUUUCUUACUUUAUAGCCUUCUGGUUGUAUAGUUGUGUGCUCCGUUGUGAAUUGUACUGUAGAGUAAGACCAUGUAGGGCAGUCGAGGUGUAUUUUUUGUAUGUAAUUUGCAUGAUUUUAGGGAAUUAUGCCAUGCCAUCUACUGCAAUCUCAAUUCAUUUCA
Theobroma cacao (cacao) is the source of this 1800-nucleotide messenger RNA. Its product is annotated as Transducin/WD40 repeat-like superfamily protein. Gene Ontology annotation, molecular function: chromatin binding; protein binding. The record is from RefSeq and is a predicted model, not a curated record. Lineage: Eukaryota; Viridiplantae; Streptophyta; Magnoliopsida; Malvales; Malvaceae. Gene Ontology annotation, cellular component: Set1C/COMPASS complex.